UUCCUAUGAUAUUGGGAAACUUCUUCGAUUAGGAUAAAGAACCAGAUUUGAUUCUCAGUUUAUUUAUAUUCCUCUUUCCCUCUCUCCGACGCUCCUCGUCGGAAACUUGGGAUUCACUUUUAUUCUGCACACAUCGGAAGAGACUCUAUUGAUUCCACGAACGUCGUCGUUUCGAGCGAUAAUGAAGCACGAUAGCCAGCAGAAGAGGAGGAAGAAGAAGAAGAGGCCCUCCUCCGGUGACGGAGCAGCAACGUCCGCCGUGAAGACAAAAGAGUUGGUGGAAGAGAAGAGACAUAUCGAAUCGCUGAUGGAUGCCUUCUGCUCUGUUUCCAUGGAGGAAGCGACGUCUGCUUAUAGAGAGGCAGCCGGAGAUUUGAACAAAGCCGCCGAGAUUUUGUCGGAUCUGAUGGAAAACGGUGAUGACCCGUCUGCGAGUUCGGGUCAGGAAACCGGGUCUACUUCUGAGUACGGGGCUGGUUCGAGCUCCAGCUGCUGCGGUGAUGACGUGGCGAGAGAGAGUUUGUUUAUGGGAGGACGAAGCAAGCAGAGUAGAGUUAUUGCUGCCACGGGGAUGGUGUCUUCCGUGAUUGCCAAGGAUUACUUGAAGCCGAAGAAAGACUUUCCUUCUUUUGUGGAAAGGUCUAAAGAGCACUCUGGGAAGAAAGCUGGGGAUAGAGAGAAAGCUGAGCAGUUUUUAACUUCAAUGCUUGGAGAUGAUUGCGAGCUUAGCAUGGCUGUUGUUAGAGAUGCCUUGUGUCAAUGUGGCUACGAUGUGGACAUGGCCUUGAAUGUGUUGCUUGACAUGUCUUCUUCUUCAUCAACUAAUGAUGAUUCGUUAAGUGGUAGAUGUUCCGGCAUAGGGUUCAGCGAUAGUCAGCUGGCGGAGACAUCUUUUGGUACUGAUACUUCUGAAAGUGAGCCAAGUUUCUGGGGAGGCUACAGUCAAAGGGAUUACUCGAAAGCUCUCAUGAGUGAUCCUUUUGCAACUAGACAAGGUAGUUGUGAGCCUUUUCAUCCACAAAAGGUGUUGGAGUUUCUGUUCAACAUUCCCCAGAGUACUAAACACGAACCAAAGACUAUGAGUUGGAGAAACGUCGCAAAGAAAAUGCAGUCACUUGGGAUUGAUACUUCUUCAUCUAGUGGUGAAGGGUCCCAGCCUGAAAACUAUGGUAUGGAUGACGGGUAUCAUGAACUUAGAAAAGGUGCAAAUGACCAGUGGAAUGUAACGAAGUCAUACUAUCAAAAAGCUGCAGAAGCAUAUUCCAAAGGAGGGAGGGCUCAUGCGGCUUACCUUUCUGACAAGGGAAGAGCGGCAUCUAAAUUAGCUCAACGAGCAGAUGAGAGGGCAAGCCAAGAUAUAUUCGUCGCUAGAAACAAGGGUAUAGAGAAUAUGAUAACCAUUGAUCUGCAUGGUCAACAUGUUAAACAAGCAAUGAGGCUCUUGAAGAUGCAUCUCUUACUCGGAGCAUAUGUCCCUUCCAUUCAGACACUACGUGUGAUCACAGGAUGUGGGUCUCAUGGGUUUGGGAAGUCCAAAGUGAAACAAUCGGUGACAAAGCUGCUAGAAAGAGAAGGCGUUGCGUAUUGUGAAGAGAACAGAGGGACAUUACUGAUCAAGCUUGAGGGAUGUAGUAGAGAGUUUAGUUUCUUAGACACAGAGAGUGACUCUGAUUUAAGUUAAAACUAAAACUAAACUCAGGUUUUAGCUUUAGAUCUUAUAAUUAUAUCUCUGUCUAUAUCUCAUUCUAGCUGUGUGUGUAAAGUAAAUGUUAAGCAGCACGUCUCUUCCUUAAUCAUCCUUUUUAUAUUUUCACAUUAUCUAAGAGUUAUGAAACACUUUGGCUGACA
Molecule: messenger RNA, 1848 nt
Organism: Brassica napus (rape)
Lineage: Eukaryota; Viridiplantae; Streptophyta; Magnoliopsida; Brassicales; Brassicaceae
Product: SMR domain-containing protein At5g58720
Exons: 11
Coding region: 182-1681 (499 amino acids)
Source: RefSeq, a predicted model, not a curated record